This is a messenger RNA of Ipomoea nil (Japanese morning glory), 771 nucleotides long. Its product is annotated as putative ribosome biogenesis protein slx9-like. Gene Ontology annotation, biological process: maturation of SSU-rRNA from tricistronic rRNA transcript (SSU-rRNA, 5.8S rRNA, LSU-rRNA). The record is from RefSeq and is a predicted model, not a curated record. The transcript has 5 exons. Gene Ontology annotation, cellular component: 90S preribosome; nucleolus; preribosome, small subunit precursor. Lineage: Eukaryota; Viridiplantae; Streptophyta; Magnoliopsida; Solanales; Convolvulaceae. The coding region runs from base 168 to 620 and encodes 150 amino acids.
AGCCCUAACGGCCUAACCGUUCUUCUCCGAUUCUUCACUCUCCGUCUCGACCAGCUUCCGCAGUCCGCCGGAUUCCGCCCUCGUCUCUCGUAUCUCACCGCCUCACGCCCUCCGCCGCCGCCUAACACUGCAGAUUCAUUGUUAUAUCAAAGGGAUAAGAGUUCAGUAUGGGAAAAGCCAGGCCACGUGAAGAUGCAUCUACACGAGCUGAUCGCAAAUUCGAGAAGAAAGUGCAGUUUUAUUCUAAGGUUAGAGACACAGUUGCUUCAUUGAGUGCUCAGAAGGCCAUCACAAAGAAGACAAAGGUCCAAAGGAGGAAGCAGAAAUUGCAGGCGUACGAUCUAUCUUCUCUUUCAGAGUUCCUACCUGAGUUGGAAGCUCAUCAAAAACCAAAAGCAGAACUUAAAUUAAACAGAAAAACCAGGCAAAAGCUACUGCUAAAGGAAGGCGAUCAGCUGCGGGCUGUCAUUGGUCAUCCUGCUUUUCAGUCAAAUCCCCUGCAAGCCAUUUAUCAACAUUUGCAGGGCACACAGCCCCUGGACAACGAGAAACCAAAACAGGACAGAAAGAAGGGAAAAGGAAAAAAGAAAAAAUCCAAGCCUCAGUUAAUGGAAACCUGAUCUACACCCUCAUGUUUUGUUUUUUCAGAGCAAUGCCAAUGUGCAAACCUUUUGAUAUUUUCUAUAUUUUGACCUGUGAAAUUUUCUUCUCAUUUUUGUUCUGUAAAGAUUGUUAUACUACAUAAUACUACAAAACAGCUUUAUGGUUCUA